Molecule: messenger RNA, 2924 nt
Organism: Papilio polytes (common Mormon)
Lineage: Eukaryota; Metazoa; Arthropoda; Insecta; Lepidoptera; Papilionidae
Product: neuroguidin
Exons: 2
Coding region: 133-1026 (297 amino acids)
Biological process (GO): maturation of SSU-rRNA from tricistronic rRNA transcript (SSU-rRNA, 5.8S rRNA, LSU-rRNA)
Cellular component (GO): nucleolus; small-subunit processome
Source: RefSeq, a predicted model, not a curated record
CUAAUAAAACAUAAAUCGACCACAAUCUAAUACAAAUAUUGACUAGAAACGAAUUCUUAGAAACAAUAUUUUAAUGCUACGAAUAUUGUGAACCGUGAGGUUAAAUUUAACAGCUAUCAAAAUCGAAGCAAGAUGGUUCAGGCAAUUGAAGAAACUGAACAUCCUGAUCUACCUCAAGCGGUGCGGCUGUUCAAAGAGAUGAACACAAAUGUGCAGCAAGUGUCGCAACUCAUAGACAACAUGUUAGUCCGAGUCAGAAACGGUGAACUAUCCACUGACAAAGGAUUGAGUUUUCUUGAGAUGAAAUAUCAAAUGUUACUAAGCUAUUUAAUCAAUUUAACAUAUAUUGUUCUCCGUAAAUGUUCAGGUGAAAGGAUUGAAUCUGAUCCAUCUAUUGAUAGACUAGUUGAAAUAAGGACAGUAUUGGAGAAAAUUCGUCCCAUAGAUUCUAAGUUAAAAUACCAGAUAGACAAACUAGUGAAGACUGCAGUCGUUGGCUCAGUUACUGAAGAUGACCCACAGUCAUUUCGUGCUAAUCCUGAUAACUUAGUAAGUAAAAUAGAUGAUAAUGACAAUACCAGUGAUGAAACAGAUGAUGAAGAAUCCAGAAAAGAAAAAAGUAGUAAAUCAAAUAUUUAUGUUCCUCCAAAAUUAGCAGCCGUACAUUUCGAUGAGAGCACUUCAAAGGUUGAAAGUGAUAAGAAAAACAAAGAGAGGUCAAAGAAGCAAUUCCUUAAUUCUAGUGUUAUGAGGGAACUUCGUGAAGAGUACUCAGAAGCACCUCUAGAAGUGACCACAGGGAAUCAUGUAAAGCAUUCUAUAUCUAAAUAUGAGCAAGAAAAGACUGAAUAUGAAGAAAACUAUCUAACACGUCUGCCUGUUACUAAAGCUGAGAAGAAUCGUAGGAAAAAACUAACAACCGUGGGUGUGCUUGCUGAUGAGAUAACGGGAACUAGACAAACAUCUAGGAAACAUAAAUUGAAAUCCAAAAAAGGAAAAGGUUUCAAAAGAAGGCGUAUUCAUUGAAAUCUGUUUAAUCACUUGUAUUUUUAAUGUAAUAAAAAUAAAAUAUAAUGUAACAUAAAGCUAUAACAUAAAUAUUAAUAAACUCUGUUAUGAAACCAGGUACAAUAUUAUAAAUUUAACAAACAGUACAUAAACUAAGAUGAUUUGCAGGUAAAAGGAUAGUGUAUUUUAUAGACUAUAUUUUGCUCUGUUUUAAAAAGUUUUAAAUUUUAAAAUCAUUAUAGAGUGUUGGAGCUGACUUGAUUGAAAAAUUAUUUUGUUACAAAGUAUAGCUUCAUCAGUUACACAGGUUAAUUAUUAAUAAAAAAAAUAUCCUACAAAUACAAAUAUUACUUAAUUUUGAAGUUGUUCUUGACUCAAAUGAAUAUUAAUUUAAUACUCAGGUUAAUAGCAAUAUUUACUUGAUCACUAUUGUCUUAUAAUUGUGCGACAGAAAAAUUUCAUAUUCAUUUUUUUAUUAAUAUUUAUUACGAUUUUAUAAAAGGCAAGUAAAAAAUAAUUCUAACGAAUGUUUGAUAGAAGAGGUUAAGUAACGUAAACAUUGAUUUCAAGUUUUUAUAAUUAUUUUUAUAUGACUUCCAAAAUACUAGGUUACCCAAUUUUUUAAAUUUUGUUCAAAUUUUUUUGUUAUAUAACAGGUUUUUGUGCUUGCUAUGAUAAAUGGCAAAAUUAUGGUUUAACUUUGUUAUGUUAUAAUGUUCUUAUUUUUUUAUUUAUAAUUUUUUAAGCACAUCACAUGAAGAAAGUAUUUUCUAUAAAGAUGAUAUUCUACGAAGAUUCCUAUAGUUUUUAUUAAUAGCAUGGACAUGUGAAAAGUAAAAACCAAUACAGUAUGUUUUGUAUGCAGAUAAAAACUUAAAUAUCUUCUAUCAAUAAUUAUUUAUUAAUAUUGGAUUCUGAAAUUAAGAAAAAUUGUGUUUAAAAUUGCAUAUGAUUUGUAUUUGAGAACUUAAAUUGUAAGGUAUGUUUUUGAUAUUGACUUCUUUGAGCAAUAGUUUAGUUUUUCAUGUUUGUUUUUUUAAAUUUUCUUUCAAAUUUCAAUUUGACGAUUAGUGUUAUGAAAAAAAUCAGCUUACUUAUUUUUAUUAUAGAGUUAUCAUUUUUCAAACUACAUAAAUAUGUUAUAAUAGCUUGAUUGUAAGCGAUUAUCAGAAUUUGAAUUAUUGCAUAACAGUACAUAUAUAAAAAUUAAAGAAGAUAUAUCUGAAGAUAAACCAAUUCUGUGUUGAUAGCUGCAGCUAGAUUAAUUAUCGAGCUUUUGUAAACAUACAAAUAUUAACUAUACAGCAGAUUGUAUUAUAUAAUAAUAUACAUUUAUAUGUUUAACAUAAAUUAGCUCAAAAUACAAAACCAUAAUUUUAGUUUCAGUGAUAUAUGUGACAACGAUUACUUAAAUUCUGAAGGGACUUUUUAUUUUACGAGAUUUUAUACAGAAUACAAUCAUUAUUAUUUUAUUAGAAAGAUUUCUAAGUUACUGUUUUGUAUAUUAUUUUAUUUUUAUUUAAAAACGAUUGAGACACAAAUUUUUCUAGAAUCACUUAUACUCUAUUAUGGUUUAACACCUAUUCAUUACUUUUUAAAAAAGGUCUUUGAUUGUAACUGAAGAAUUGUUUUCUAUAAGGCUUCUUAUCAUUAUUAUUGAACUUAUUUGUCAGAGGCGUGUCGUAAUUGCCUAAACCUUAAUUUAUAACAGUUUCAAUUAUUGUAAUUGUUUUACGUUUUUUUCUAAGGAAGGUUUUUGAUUUUAGGUGAACGUAAAAUUCGUUUAUCAACAGUUCAUACAAUAGUUGUUUAGUUUUUGUAUUGUUUUUUUUUAAUUAUCGAUUAUAAUUAAAAAAUGUUGCAUGAUUAUAAACGUAUGUUAGUUUUUUGAUUUUCGUAAGUUGAUGUUUUGUUUU